Trypanosoma conorhini is the source of this 318-nucleotide messenger RNA. RefSeq lists its product as uncharacterized. Bases 1 to 318 code for a protein of 105 amino acids. Lineage: Eukaryota; Euglenozoa; Kinetoplastea; Trypanosomatida; Trypanosomatidae. The record is from RefSeq and is a predicted model, not a curated record. The transcript has a single exon.
AUGACUCACGGCGACACCAGCGUCUUUGCGCGGGCGACGCGGCAGACGGAGGACCCGUUUCUGCGCGGCGGCACCGCCAGCCAGCGGUUCCUGCAUCGGUACCGCAAGUACCCGUUUCCCGUGCGAAUGACGGGGCUUUUCCUGGUCGGCUUUGUGCUCGGCGGCGUUAUUGAGACCUUCGCGUGCAAGACGCACAUGUACGAGAGUGUUAUGGCGAAGAAAGACAUGCGUCGGCACGACUUUGACGAGUUUGUCGACGACUUCCGGGAAAAUGUGGAGCGUUGGCAGCGGCAGGAUAUGCUGCAGCGACGGGGAUAG